GCAGAGUGCAGCGGAGCAAGAGGGGUGCUGGGGCUCUCACCAGAAUUCCUCUCAGAGAAGGGAGCAUUUUGGGGAAAACACGUUGAUAGGAUUGAGGAGCCUGCCCUAUGGAAACAACCUGCAAAUCCAGCUUAAGGCACAGAACUUGGCCCAGGUACCGAUGAGACCCUCUCCACAGACACCCUAGAGCAUCUAUGAUGAACCAGGAAGCCAAGGCCAGCUCCUCAUGGACCCCAUUAGCCUCCAGCUGGGUAACAAGAACCUGUGGGGUUUCCUCGUGAGGCUUCUCAGCAAAAACCCAGAAUGGCUGAGAGCCAAGGUGAAGUUCUUCCUCCCCAACGUGGACCUGGGCUCCAGAGAGGCAGGCCUGGACCUCACAGAGAGGGUCAUGGUACAACUCAGGGAACUGUACACCCAAGGUUCGGCCACCUGGCAGGAAUUCAUCCACUGUGUGUGCAUGGAGCUGGACGUGCCGCUCGACCUGGAAGUGCUGCUGCUGAGUACCUGGGGCCAUGGAGAAGGGCCUCCCAGUCAUCUGGAAGCUGGUGAAGAAAGCCAACUUGAAUCUCAGCUCCAACAUGGCCUCAAGCGGCCUCAUCAGAGUUAUGGGUCCUCACCCCGGCCGAAGCAGGGCAGGAAGCAGCAGCUAGAGUUGGCCAAGAGAUACCUGCAGCUUCUGAGGACUUCUGCCCAGCAGCGCUAUGGCGACAAGCCUUCCGGGCCAGGGCAGCCCCUCGCCUUGCGCCAGGCCUACAUCCCCACAAUCUUGCAGUGGGGCCGAGCCACAGCACCCUUUGACACUCAGGAGGGGGCCAUUAUGGGGGGCUCCAAGGCGGAAGAUGGCGCUGACAUGAGUAUCCGGGACCUCUUCAACACUAGAGCUGACAAGGGCCCACGGGUGAUGGUGAUCUUGGGGAAGGCCGGCAUGGGCAAGACCACGCUGGCCCACCGGCUCUGCCAGAAGUGGGCGGAUGGCCAGCUAGACCGCUUCCAGGCCCUGUUCCUUUUUGAAUUCCGCCACCUCAACCUGAUUACAGGUUCCUUGACGCUGCCCCAGCUGCUUUUUGAUGUGUAUUUGAGCCCCGAGGCGGGCCCCAAUGCUGUCUUCCAGUACCUGAAAGAGAACGCUAAUGGCGUCCUGCUCAUCUUCGAUGGGCUGGAGGAGGCCCUCCACCCCUGUUCCAGCAAGGAGACUGUAGGUCCUGAGGCCCCAGGCCCAGGCCUCGCCCUCUUCUCCGGCCUCUGCCGUGGGACCCUCCUGCCCGGCUGCUGGGUCAUGGUCACCUCCCGUCCAGGGAAGCUGCCAGCUUGUCUGCCCACAGAGGCAGCCACAGUCCACAUGUGGGGCUUUGAUGGGCCACGGGUGGAGAAGUACAUGGGCUGCUUCUUCAGUGAUCAGCAGUCCCAGGAGGCAGCCCUAGCAGAGUUGCGAGCAAACGGACAUCUCCGGAGCAUGUGUGCGGUGCCUGCCCUGUGCCGAGUCGCCUGCCUCUGCCUUCACCAUCUGCUCCCAGGCAGCUCUCCAGGCCAGCCCUCAGCCCUCUUGCACACUGUGACUCAGAACUACAUGCAGAUGGUGCUCGCCCUCAGCCCCCAUGGGUGCCUGGAUACUGAGUCCCUGCUGGGCCUUGGUGAGAUGGCCCUGAGGGGCCUGGAGACCGGGAAGGUUAUCUUCUCUACAGAAGACAUUGCUUCAUCCAUGAUUUCCUUCGGGACUUCCCUCGGCCUACUGACCUCCUUCUGCAUCUGCACAGGCCACGGACACCAGGAGGAAGGCUAUGCCUUCACCCACCUCACCCUGCAGGAGUUUUUUGCUGCCCUGCACCUGAUGGCCAGCCCCGAGGUGGACAAAGACACACUCACCCGUUAUGUCACCCUCAAUUCUCGCUGGCUGCUGCGGACCAAAGCUAGACUGGGCCUCUUAGAUCACCUCCCCACCUUCCUGGCGGGUCUGGCAUCCUGUGCCUGCCAUCCCUUCCUCAGCCACCUGACACAGCAGGAUCAAAAGUGGGUGGGUGACAAGCAGGCUGCAGUCAUUCAGGCAUUAAGGAAGUUGGCCACUCGCAGGCACACGGGACCAAAGGUUGUAGAGCUGUGUCACUGUGUGGGUGAGACACAGGAGCCUGAGCUGGCUGGUCUCGUGGCCCGAAGCCUCCCCUGUGAACUGCCCUUCCACAAUUUCCUAUUGACCUACGCUGACCUGGCUGCCCUGACCAACAUCCUGGGGCACAGGAAUACCCCUAUCCACCUGGAUUUUGAGGGCUGCCCUCUGGAGCCCCGCUGCCCUGAGGCCCUGGCAGGCUGUGGGCAGGUGGAGAAUCUCAGCUUUAAGAGCAGGAAGUGUGGGGAUGCCUUUGCAGAAGCCCUCUCCAGGAGCUUGCCGACAAUGGGGAGCCUGAAGAAGCUGGGGUUAGCAGGAAGUAAGAUCACUGCUCGAGGCAUCAACCACCUGGUGCAGGCUUUGCCCCUCUGUCCACACCUGGAAGAGGUCAGCUUUCAGGACAACCAGCUCAAGGACCAGGAAGUGCUGAACAUCGUGGAGGUCCUUCCUUGCCUGCCGCGGCUCCGGAAGCUUGACCUGAGCCGCAACAACGUCUCCAUGUUGACCCUACUCUGCUUGACAAAGGUGGCAGUCACCUGUCCUACCGUCAGGAUGCUGCAAGUCAGGAAGGCGGACCUCAUCUUCCUUCUCUCCCCGCCCACGGAGACAGCUGCAGAGCUACGAGGAGCCCCAGACCCACAGGGAAGUGCCAGCCAGAGGGAAGAGGCUCAGAGCAGAAGCCUGACACUCAGGCUGCAGAAGUGUCACCUCACAGUCAGUGAUGUGGAGAUGCUCAUAGCCCAGCUCCGGGAAGGCCCCCGCCUGGACGAAGUAGACCUCUCAGGAAACGAGCUGGAAGAUGAAGGCUGUCGCCUGAUGGCAGAGGCUGCACCCCAGCUGCACAUCACCAGCAAGCUGGACCUCAGCGACAACAAGCUCUCGGUGGCUGGGAUGCACAGUGUGCUGAGUGCCGUGAGCACGUGCCGGACCCUGGCAGACCUGCACAUCAGCCUCAUGCACAAAACUGUGGUCUUCACUUUUGUCCCAAAGAUGGAGGAGCAGGAAGGGAACCAGGAGAGGGUUCUGUUUCUCGACAGCCUUACGCCCUCUAAGCUGCCCCCGUGCUUCCCAAGGAUCAGGCUGACACACUGUGGCUUGCAAGCGGAACACCUAGAGCAGCUCUGCACGGCCCUGGGAGGAAACUGCCACCUCUGCCACCUUGACUUAUCAGGCAAUGCCCUGGGGGAUGAAGGCGCAGCCCAGCUGGCUCAGCAGCUCCCUGGGCUGGGUGCUCUGCAGUCCUUGAACCUCAGUGAGAACGGCUUGUCCCUGGACACUGUGAUCAGUUUGGCCCAGUGCUUCGCUACAGUGCAGUGGGCUCUCCACCUGGACAUCAGCUUCAAGAGCCAAGUCAUCAUCCUGAGAGGUGACAGAAGAGCCAGGGAUCUGUCCGCUGGUGGGUCUUUGCGAGAGUUCCCGGCUGGAACCCAGUUCUCAGGGUUUGGUCAGCGCUGCAUCCCCAGGAGUUUCAGCCUCAGGGAGUGUCAGCUGGAGCCCCCGAGCCUCACCCACCUCUGUGAGACUCUGGAGAAGUGCCCAGGGCCUCUGGAAGUCAAAUUGUCCAACGGGGUCCUGAGUGAUCAGAGCCUGGACACCCUGCUGGGGCAUUUGCCCCGACUCCACCAGCUGAACCUGCUGCAGCUGAGCCAGAUGAGCUUGUCGAUAAGGAGCCUCUUCCUGCUGGCUGACCUCUUCAGCCUGUGCCCACGAGUUCAGAAGGUGGAUCUCAGGUCCCUGCUCCACGUGACCCUGCACUUCAGGUCUAACGAGAAGCAGAAAAGCGGGUGCUAUGGCGUGUUCACGGGCUGCGGCCUCAGCCAGGAGCAUGUGGAGCCACUGUGCAAGGUGCUGAGAAAGUGUGAAGAUCUCAGCCAGCUGGACCUCUCAGCCAACCAGCUGGGUGAUGACGGGCUCAGGUACCUCCUAGAAUGUCUGCCUCAGGUGCCCAUCUCCGCUUUACUUGAUCUGAGUCACAACAGCAUCUCUCAGGAAAGUGUCCUAUGCCUGGUGGAGACUCUCCCCUCCUGCCCACGUAUCCGGGAGGCCUCGGUGAACCUGGGCUCCCAGCAGAGCUUCAAGAUUCACUUCUCGCAACAGGAGGAGGCUGGGAAGACACUGAGGCUGAGCGAAUGCAGCUUCGGGCCUGAGCAUGUGCCCAGACUGGCCACUGGCCUGAGCCAGGCCCGGCAGUUGAAGCAGCUGACGCUGACUCAGUGCUGCUUGAGCCUGGAAGACCUGACUGUCCUCCUGAGUCUGGUGAGAUGGCCAGAGGGGCUGCUCAGUCUCAGGUUGGCUCACUGUGACCUUGAGACUCAUGACAGCCUUCUUGUCAGGCAGCUGAUAGAGACAUGUGCCAGGCUGCAGCAGCUCAGCUUGUCCCAGGUGAACCUCUGCAAUGUCAGCUCCUUGCUCCUGCAAAGCUUCCUGCUGGCCCUCCCUGAGCUGAAGACAUUCAGGCUGGCCUCCAGUUGUGUGAGCUCCGAGGGCCUGGCCCACCUGGCAUCUGGUCUGAGCCACUGUCACCACCUGGAGGAGCUGGACUUGUCUAACAAUCAACUUGGCGAGGAGGACACCAAGGUGCUGAUGGGGGCCCUUGAGGGCAAGUGCUGGCUGAAGAGGCUUGACCUCAGCCACUUCCCGCUGGGCGGCUCCACCCUGGCUGUGCUCACUCAAAGACUAGGCCACAUGACCCUUCUGCAGAGCCUCUGUCUGAGCAGCAACGACAUUGGUCACAUCGGCUGCUACCACCUUUCCAAGGCUCUCAGAGCUGCCACCAGCUUGGAGGAGCUCGGCUUGAGCUACAACCAGAUUGGAGACACCGGUGCCCAGCACUUAGCUGCCAUCCUGCCAGGGCUGCCUGAGCUCAGGAAGAUAGACCUCUCAGCAAAUGGCAUCAGCCCAGCUGGAGGAGUGCGGUUGGCGGAGUCUCUCGCCGUCUGCAGGCACCUGGAGGAGCUGAUGCUUGGCUGCAAUGCCCUGGGGGAUCCCACAGCCCUGGGGCUGGCGCAGGGGCUGCCCCAGCAUCUCAGAGUCCUGCACCUGCGGUCCAGCCGUCUGGGCCCAGAGGGGGCACUGAGCCUGGGCCAGGCCCUGGAUGGAUGCCCAUACGUGGAAGAGAUCAGCUUGGCAGAGAACAGCCUGGCUGGAGGGGUCCCACAUUUCCGUCAGGGGCUCCCACUGCUCAGGCAUAUAGACCUGGUUUCGUGUGAGAUUGACAACCAGACAGCCAAGCCCCUCACUGCCAGCUUCGUGCUUUGCCCAGCCCUGGAAGAAAUCCUGCUGUCCUGGAAUCUGCUCGGCGAUGAGGCAGCUGCUGAGCUGGCCGGCAUCCUGCCACGGAUGGGCCGGCUGAAGAGAGUGGACCUGGAGAAGAAUCGGAUCACAGCUUAUGGAGCCUGGCUCCUAGCACAAGGGCUGGCGCAGGGGUCUGGCAUCCAAGUCAUCCGCCUCUGGAAUAACCCCAUUUCCCCCAACAUGGCCCACCAUCUGCAGAGCCAGGAGCCCAGGCUGGACUUUGCUUUCUUCCACGACCAGCCACAGGCCCCUCGGGGUACUUGAUGGCCCCCUCAAGACCCUUCGAAUCCAGCUAACUUCCAGCCACCAGGAUAGAAGGCUCAGGAAGAGCCUCAGCUGGGUGUCCCCGUAUCUUGCCUCAGGAGGGAGGGACACCGUUGAUCUGUUAUAGCCUUCAAGGAAGAUUUUUUUGGAGCCAGAAGCCUAGUAAGGUCAAUAGACUACCCUGCAUCUCACGUGUCAUGCAUGACCAGUUAGGGACAUGUGGCACAAUAAGGGUGUCAUGAUGUGACGCAUGACACAGAAGGUCACACAUGGCAGAGUUCCAGGCGGUAUUAUGUGGAACUUGCAGUGUGGCCUGUGGGUCAGUGUCAUGGGUCCUAGCACCACACAUGGCAGGACACAUGAUUGGUGGUCCAUAUAUGACAAAUGACAAAUGUCCAUGUCAUAUGACAUUUGGCUAGCCAGAUGCCUCAAGCUGGUCCAAGAUCUAAUUUAUUACUUUUUUUAAACCAAGUAUGUAUUUAUAAAUUGUAUUUCCAGGGCAGCUAAGCUGGGGAAUGUCUUCCGCCCAGAAUUGGGAUAGGGAUAGGGAGAGUGUCUAAGCACUGAGCAGCCCAGUGGCCCGAGGGCCAGGGCUCUGGUGGGGACUCAACCAUGAGGGUUCUGGAUGAGUCCUCUCCUGCUUCAAGCCUCGGUUUUCCCAUCUGUAAAUGGGAUGACCCCCUCCCUUUAAAUGCUGACUUCCAAGGACUUUAGGCCCAGGUCCAGGGAGAGCCAGCCUGACCUGGGGAGUAGAUGGGUAGGAUGAAGCAGGUCUAAGGAUCCAAGGGGUGGGCACUGCCAAGAUAAUCAGGCAAGGCCAUGGGGUCCAGCUACUACCUUAGUGGGAUCUGGGUGAGCUCCCAGGAGCUGCAUAUGUCACCCAGUGUUCUUGUUACUCCUCAGAGGGCACAUGGGUAGCACUGCUACACUCUAAGCCAAGUGUGACCAAUAAAUGUGGAUGGUCUCCUAGCCUCUAGCCUGAGUCUGAUGUGUCCUACCACCUUGCCAAAGUCAGAAGUGGUUUACCCCCUGCCUCGGGGCCUGGAGAACAGAGCAGACCACAGAGAUGUGUGCUGACAGGAGACAGGAGCACUGGCCUGGGAGUCAGGAGACAUGGGAUCAAGUCCAUGCUCUGCCUCUACGUGGUCAUGUGAUCACAGGCAAGUCACCUCCUCUUUCCGGAACUCACCUGCACCCUGAGGGUGUUACUGAGGGGCUCGACGUGUUA
This is a messenger RNA of Hipposideros armiger (great roundleaf bat), 6887 nucleotides long. It is a transcript of the gene NLRC5, whose product is annotated as NLR family CARD domain containing 5. The record is from RefSeq and is a predicted model, not a curated record. The transcript has 48 exons. NCBI's taxonomy places the organism in Eukaryota, Metazoa, Chordata, Mammalia, Chiroptera, Hipposideridae. Gene Ontology annotation, biological process: positive regulation of transcription by RNA polymerase II; positive regulation of MHC class II biosynthetic process; positive regulation of MHC class I biosynthetic process. The coding region runs from base 227 to 5659 and encodes 1810 amino acids. Gene Ontology annotation, molecular function: protein binding.